AUAGUUUCUAAAAGUAACAACCGGCUGUCUUCAGAUUCAGAAAAAUAGAACUCCUAUAAAGUAACUCGGAGUCUAAUUUUUAUAAAAUAAAAUAUAUUAUAUUGCAGAAUAUUCAUUUAAAACAACCUUUGAAAUAUAUUAGUAAAACUUAAAAAAAGUACACAAUCAUCAAAAUGUUAAGUGAAGAGGAACAGAUGAGAAUGGAGUUGCAACGUAUGCAAAGAAAAGCAGACGAAGUAACAAAUGAGUCUUUGGAAAGCACUAGAAGAAUGCUGUUAUUGGCAGAGGAAACCCAAGACACUGGUAUAAAAACAUUGGUUGCUUUAGAUGAGCAAGGCGAGAAGUUGAAUCGCAUUGAAGAAAAUUUAGAUGAUAUUAAUGCUGGUAUGAAAGAAGCAGAAAAAAAUUUAACUGGACUUGAAAAAUUUUGCGGCCUUUGUGUUUGCUCCUGUAGAAAGCGUGCUGAUUUUGAAACUUCAGAGGUUUAUAGAAAAGCUUAUUCAAGAAAAGAACCACCAAAUUCAGCUGGAGUUGCUUUACAAACUAAAGAUAAAGUUCCGAACAAUGGAGCAGCUACAAGUGGAUACAUAUCACGUAUCACAAAUGAUGCUCGAGAAGAUGAGAUGGAUGAAAACAUUGGCCAAGUUGCUGGUAUCCUAACCAAUCUAAAAUCUAUGGCCAUUGACAUGGGUGGGGAACUAGAUAGACAAAAUACGCAGAUAACGAGACUUACUGACAAGGCAAGUGCAAACGAAUCACGAAUUGAAAAUGCCAAUAAAAGGGCAAACCAAAUUUUACGAAAUUAGCUUAUUUUUUUGUCAGUUAUAGGUCUUCUAUAAUAAUACUAUUUAAUUAGAAACUUUUAUUUUACAUUAUUAUUUUCAUCAUUUUUACUAUCAUUAUUGUUAUUGCAGACCUGCGUGUUGUAUAAUUCAGGUUGUAUAAUUAGGGUUGAAGUAGUUCGAGCCGUAGAAUUAGGGCUGAAAGGACGAUGGUAUAGUAUUUUAAAAUGGUACUUUUAGGGAUAAAACUAUACUAAUUUGUGUCUUUGUUAAAAUGAUAAAUAGCUUUGCGAUUAUUAACAUUACACUUGCAUGUGUCGCAUUGUUCUUUUCUUUACACGCCUCAUCAGACAUUCUAACUUUUUAAUACAUCUCCUAAAGUUCCCAUCAUUCAUCAAAGUAGUCAAGUUAAGUCAAAUUUAAAGUUUUAGUAUCACAGAACGCGUCCGAUUAUUAUCAAACUUUUUUUAAUUUAUCGAUUAAGACUAUAAAAUUACUUUUUACAAGUUGGUUGUGUGUAGAUUAAGUAUUGUAAUUUAAGGUUUUUUUUAUUAAAAGUUUAUAUAUUGGGAUUUUAUAUAUUAUGUAUAUUUCUGUUACACGUUCGGUAUUAUAUUACUGUUUUCAAAUAGCUAUAUUGUUUUGCAAUAUUUUUUAUAAAAGCAAUAUAAUUUUAUGCUUAAUUUUAUUUGUGUGCGAGUGAGUAUCUAACUGUUUGAUUGUAACUUAUAUGAAAAUGCCUUUUCGUUAUUCCAUUAUUUGAUUUUUUCAUUUGUUAACUGUUCAUGUCGAAUUAAGUUAAGAUUCCCUUUUUUCUAUCAACUUUUGUUUCGGCAUUUUUUGCUUCAAGUUUUUUUUAUGUUGUGGCAGUUAGAUUGUAAUACUUUAAUAGGUUUUUUUAAUUUACAAAUUAUUUUUAAAAUGUUAUAUUAUUUAAAAAAAAAAAUGCAUCAGUUAAUAACGUAUUUAUUAUGUGUACACUUCUCUUUUUUAGAGGUUUUCACUUAAA
This is a messenger RNA of Hydra vulgaris (swiftwater hydra), 1791 nucleotides long. RefSeq names its product synaptosomal-associated protein 25. The record is from RefSeq and is a predicted model, not a curated record. Gene Ontology annotation, cellular component: SNARE complex; plasma membrane. Lineage: Eukaryota; Metazoa; Cnidaria; Hydrozoa; Anthoathecata; Hydridae. Gene Ontology annotation, molecular function: syntaxin binding; SNAP receptor activity. Gene Ontology annotation, biological process: exocytosis; synaptic vesicle fusion to presynaptic active zone membrane; synaptic vesicle priming.